Zeugodacus cucurbitae (melon fly) is the source of this 2846-nucleotide messenger RNA. RefSeq names its product probable serine/threonine-protein kinase kinX. Bases 244 to 2718 code for a protein of 824 amino acids. The transcript is spliced from 2 exons. NCBI's taxonomy places the organism in Eukaryota, Metazoa, Arthropoda, Insecta, Diptera, Tephritidae. The record is from RefSeq and is a predicted model, not a curated record.
GCUCAUGUUGUUGCGAGCGUUCGACCAGUUGUUGAAAAGUUGUGGUUGUCAAAAGAAGUGUUGGGCGUUAUUUUGAAUAGGAACUCGGGCUUUCAAGUGUAAUAUUGAAACGGAAGAAGAACCGAGAUACGGUUUUUUUUUACGAAAAAAAGUGGAAUAGUUUAAUUGCCAUAGAAAGUGUUUAUUUUGCGGUGAUCCACAAAUUUAGAGAAUAGGCCUGAUAAAGCCUCUAACGCAGCAAACAUGUAUUCCAAGUACACAAUCUACGCCUUUAUGGCUUUGGCGCUAGUUAUGAGCGCCAUGGCGGCCGAGAUGAAAACGGAAGCUAUUAUGGAGGAUUCCACUCAGUCACCUGUCGCCGAUUUCGCGGUUAUUGACUCUGAACUCAAAGCCUCAACUGAACGUCCACCAAUCGCAGCCAUGACACCCGAAAAGGCAACGCCAGCCUUAAAGAGUGAGCAGCCACAAAAUGUGCAGCCUCACACCGUCGCAGACUUUAUUAUUCAUCCUUUGAUUGCUUUCAAACCACGUGCACCAGAAGAAGACGCGGCUGGUAAGCAAGCCGGCGGUGCUUCGUCGACGACACCUUCUCCCUGGACACUAUUCGGCUUCAAUGCCGGUCAAGGUUUGGGUUCAUCGGUCUCGAAUUCAGUCUCGUCUCUGGCUGGAUCCGUCAGUGGUUGGUUGACCGAUCGCAUACAAUUGCCUGGUUUGGUUGAAUCGCCUGUACGUGAGUCAACUACUACCAGCACGAGUACUACAACAACCACUACACAACGUCCCGAUGUAGUGGUGCGUGUGCAACAUAGAGGUUCGACUCGUCGGCCACUUAUUUCCAUCACCAAUGGCAACCGUCCACAACGUUUCCACAACAACAAUAGGUUGACUUCCCUGUCGAACGAAGACGAUGAUGAUGAUGAUUUCGAUGAUGAUGAGUUUGAGCAAGCUAACAAGAAAAAGAACAAACGUAAAAACAACAACAAAAACCAGAAAAACAAACGUAAGCCAAAUCGUGAUGAAGAAGAUAUCGAUGAUGAAGAAGAAGAGGAAAUUGUACGUCCAGUACGUCGUCAACAACAAAAACGUCCACAACAAAAUCGUCGCCGCCGUCCAGUCGUAAUUGAUGAUUUCUCGGAAGAAGAGGAGUAUGACGAUGAUGGCUCUGUUGAAAAUGACGAUGAAGAAGAACUGGAAGAGGAUGAAGAUCGCCCACGCCAGCAACAACAACGACGCCGCAUAAAUGUUGGCAACCAACGCUUCGUUGUGCGCCGUGUACAAAAUCCCGCUGAAAGCGAAGAGGUCGAAGAAGAUAAUGUUGAUCAGAAGUUCUACUAUGGCAGCCAGAGUGGUCGCCCCUCAACGAAACGUUCUCAAAGUGAAGCAAAUUUUUUUCAGCGUGGCCAAGAAAACAUAAUAAACCAGCUACGUCAGCUGACCGGCGGUCGUACACCCGCAGAAGUUGGCGCUUUAGUACGUAAGACCGCCCAGCAGUCGGGCAAUGCACAGAAGCGACGUCAACAAACGACCCUCUUUGUUAAUCGCAAUGGACAAACUGUAUACUUAGCGCCUGAACUUUUGAAUGCCGACUUCCAACUGGUUAAUCCACAAGUGCAAUACCUCAAACAAGGAGCUACUAAAUUCCCACAACCACCCUUGAGUGCACCAGUUAAGCGCAAGAAUGCACCAACACAAUACAUAACCAUACCUUGGUCCCAAUUGGGCAUUUCACCACCCGAUCAAUUGCAUUCAGUAACCGAAGGUAUACAAACCCAACCACUUAUCCUUAAUAUCCCAGCCAGCGCUCUUCAAACAAUGGAGAAGCAAAGCCUCACACGAAAGAAGCAACCCGUCCUCACCGCCGAAGCUGUGCCACUCUUGGCUGAAGCAUCUAUAAUGGAUAUUUUCAAACCACCAAAAAUUCCAAACGAUCGUCAUACCACUGAUUCGGCAACUCAAACAGCCAUCACAGUUGGUCGGCCCAUCAUCAUAGCGUCUCAAAUAAAACCAAGCGCUGAAAACACUGCCACACACGCCAUACUGCCACAACGCAUACGUCCAGGCACCGUCGUCGAGAAGGCACCCAGCAGCGCUGAUAGUCCACAAGAAGCUUCCGAAGAAGCAGCUGCACAAGAAUCUGUGCGUAAUCUUGAAAAUGAAUAUAUAUUCGUCGGCGAGGAUAACAAACCGGGUGUGACACGUCAUGUGAAACCCGCAUAUGGUGAACCGCGUUAUGUCUACGGAUAUAACGGACGUUAUGCUUUACGCAGAGCUGGACGUGAACUCGAAAUACCCGAAGCUGGUGAAUCGAAUGUCAACAGCCAACUGCAGCCCGUAAAUGGUGAACAAUUGAUACCAGUGGAAAUUAUCAGUGAACCAGAAGUGACGACACAACCACAGCAGGAUGCAGUGGCGGCACUGCCAAUUGUUGAGCCAGCUGUGGAACCAGUUGUAGAACCAGCUGUAGAACCAGCUGUGGAACCAGUUGUGGAAUCUGCUGUAGAACCAAUUGUGGAGCCAGUUGUAGAACCAGCUGUAGAACUAGCUAUGGAACCAGUUGUGGAAUCUGCUGUAGAACCAGUUGUGGCACCACAAUCUAAGUUGCAUGACGUACAAGCCGAACCACUCAUAGAAGUUCAACAACAAUCGGUUGAGGAUGUUUUGCCAGCGAAUGUGCCAGUUGAAGAGAAUAAGGGUAACGAACCUGUAGAGGCUGCGUAAAUGAUUGGGCAGUCGAAAGACUAAAUUAGCUAGGAGAUUUCAUAAAUAUAAGUUUAAUUGAUAGUGUCUAAUUUAUUUCCAUAAAAACAAAACGAAGACAAAUAAAUUAUUUAUUUAAUAAAAUACAA